Molecule: messenger RNA, 753 nt
Organism: Bactrocera oleae (olive fruit fly)
Lineage: Eukaryota; Metazoa; Arthropoda; Insecta; Diptera; Tephritidae
Gene: RPA3
Product: Replication protein A3
Biological process (GO): DNA replication; double-strand break repair via homologous recombination; nucleotide-excision repair
Cellular component (GO): DNA replication factor A complex; nucleus; site of double-strand break
Molecular function (GO): damaged DNA binding; single-stranded DNA binding
Source: RefSeq, a predicted model, not a curated record
CGGCAUUACAUUUUGUUGCAAUUUUUGUAUAAAAGUUGAGCUGAAGAAACUUUUAAAUAUGUUAGUCUACAAGCACCGUAUUAUGCUUUACAACACUGCCGGCAGCUGAUUUAGCGUCCUCUGACAUUAUCUCUGACCGUGUUUAUUUUCGACUGUCAUUGUUCGGCGGAUUUUUUGCAAUUCCAUUUACCUUAAUAUUUAAAAUUCAUUUAUUUCCUACACAAAUUAUUCAAAAAUGGCAUCAUCUUUUGAGACACGUACAUUUGUAAACGGUGGUAUGCUACGGAAAUUCAAUGGCCAAAAUGUGAGCAUAUUCCUGCGCAUCGAAGAGGAAGCCGGCACAAAUCUUGUAGGAUUGUCAACGGACAAACAAAAGGUUCGUGUAAAGCUGCAAGAUUCAACGGGUGGACGUAGCGGCAGCUGGGUGGAAAUCAUUGGCAAGCCAAUGGGUAGUGAUGUUAUCGAAGCCAAAGAGUCCAUAUUAUUUGCUGAAGAUGAGCCGGGCCUCGAUGAAGACGCCUACAAUAUGAUGGUCGAGUUUUUGAACAACUGCAAGGAGCUUUACAGAAGCGGUUAAAUCCCUUAAAUAUAAAGAUCUUGUUAUAUGCAGUUAUUUGGAAUCGAAAAUAUAAGUUUGAUGCGUUAAUCAGAAAUGGUAUUUAUUCGAAAAUAAUGCCUUGAUGAAUUGUAUUUAUAAAGAAAUAAAUGUGCUUGAAAUGUGCAAUGCAUGUUUCACACCGUCUCCCCAAAAAA